AUGGCUUUCACACGGCCGCCUGGAGGCUGUUCUCAGCACUGUCCAAAGCUCAAGGAUGAUGAUGAUGAUGAUAUGUUCUCCACAACAGCGGAGCACUGCAAGGAAUCAGAUUGGAGUCUAAUGGAUGCUCAGAGACGUGCUGGGCUGUACCGGGACCUCAGCAUCGCUGCCAAGGUGUCCAUUUCCAAGCGCAAAGCGUGGAAACUAAAUCGUGUUGGUAGCCUGCGAAAUAUAUACAGCAGCAGCAGCACCAACACCGAAGAACAAGAAGAAAACUUUGAGUUCAUCAUUGUCUCGCUCACUGGCCAGACUUGGCACUUUGAGGCUACUACAUAUGAAGAAAGAGAUGCAUGGGUACAAGCCAUAGAGAGUCAGAUCUUGGCCAGUUUACAGUCGUGUGAGAGCAGCAAGAACAAGUCCCGACUGACAAGUCAGAAUGAGGCCAUGGCCCUGCAGUCAAUAAGAAACAUCAGAGGCAACUCUCACUGCGUGGACUGCGAGGCACAGAAUCCUGACUGGGCUAGCUUGAAUCUGGGAGCUCUCAUGUGUAUCGAAUGCUCAGGUAUCCACCGAAACCUUGGCACGCACCUUUCCCGGGUCCGCUCGCUGGACCUGGAUGAUUGGCCUCUGGAGCUUAUCAAGGUCAUGUCUUCUAUCGGGAACGAGUUGGCCAACAGCGUCUGGGAGGAGAACAGCCAAGGCCACCUGAAACCUUCAUCCGACUCCACAAGGGAUGAAAAAGAGCGCUGGAUCCGUGCGAAGUACGAGCAGAAGCUCUUCCUUGCACCGCUGCAGUGCCUGGAGCUCUCACUGGGCCAACAUCUCCUGAGGGCUACAGCCGAGGAAGACCUGCGGAUGGUCAUCCUGCUCCUGGCUCACGGCACGCGGGAUGAAGUGAACGAAACGUGCGGCGAUGGCGACGGGCGCACCGCCCUCCACCUGGCCUGCAGGAAAGGAAACGUGGUCUUGGUGCAGCUCUUAAUUUGGUACGGUGUGGAUGUGAUGGCCCGCGACGCCCAUGGCAACACGGCGCUGGCCUACGCCAGGCAGGCCUCGAGCCAGGAGUGCGUCGACGUCCUCCUCCAGUACGGCUGCCCCGACGAGCGCUUCGUCCUCAUGGCGACUCCCAAUUUGUCCCGCAAAAACAACAACCGGAACAACAGCAGCGGAAGAAUGCCCACCAUCAUCUGAGGCACUCGUCGGCGUCUUCGCUGACCGGAGUCACACCCGCGGCCUCACAUUCCUCCAUCCCCAUCGCAGCUCUGCUCUGUGAGCCCGCAAACUUUCCUUUCCCCUUUUCCCUUAGUCCCAUCCCGAUCCCACGCAGGAACGUCGCCUCCGGGGAGCGCGAGGGCAUGAGGAGCAGCAGGAGGGGCUGCAGAGGAAGCUUUGUUUCAGCAGGCGCUCCCGGAUGAGGACGGCAGUGCGGGAGCGAGGGCACACACGGGGGUUCUUCCCCGGGGCCAUGGCGCGGGGAGCGCCAGCACGGCGGCCUCUCGGCACCGGCUCCACCGGUGGGGCAGGACGGGCUGGAGGGAGUGGCGAGUGGAAGCGAGAGGGAGAAGGAGCAAAGCGAACCAGCAACUUUCCGUAAGUGACAGCUGAGCACAUCAGUACGUUUCACCUCUACCGAGCGGAGCGCUUGGAUUUCAUUCUCUUCUCCGAAGAGCUUGACGGCAUAAAUCAGAAGCAAGCACAGAGUUUGUCAGGUUUGAAGCUCCUAUGAUGGUAUGUGUCAAAUCAGUUGUAGCUAAUCUGUCCAGGGAGAAUACUGGCUUCAUUACACUUGUAUAGUUGAGUUCUUCCAGCAUUACCGCUGUUUAAUAGAACAUGAUUAGUCAUCACGGAGAAAAAAGCAUAUUAGCUGAGGAGGUAGUUACAUGGCACGCUUCGGUGAUUGCUUGGAUGUGAUUGCAAUAUUCUUAGAAGCAUCAUAUUAUCUCAGACAUGUUCUCUCAAGCCCUUGGAGCCCUCCUUUCUAAAUUCACUGUCAUAAUUUAGUAUCUGUUUAAUUUUUCAGCCCAAAGAGAGGAAAUGAGUUGCUGAGUGUUAUUUGACUGCAGUCUCCUUGGUGUAAAAACAAAAUGGAAAAAAUAAAUAAGAGUAAUAUGGAAACACAAAAAGGAAUAAUGAAUACUGCUAAGGAAAAAAAAAACAUUUCAAGUACAUUUAGUGAAAUUAAGAAAUGCGCUAGAGGUUAAUAAUUUUUUUUCCAGCCAGAAGAAAUAUGUCCUGUCAUUUUGCCAAGGUAAAUGUGUUGAGUUUUUGGUCACUUCUGUGAUGCAUUGCCUAACUUAUACAGAUUUUGUAUUGUGUCUUUAGAUUAUAUGUACGUAAAAUCUAUUUGAAUAAAAAAAAUCAU
Molecule: messenger RNA, 2362 nt
Organism: Tinamus guttatus (white-throated tinamou)
Lineage: Eukaryota; Metazoa; Chordata; Aves; Tinamiformes; Tinamidae
Source: RefSeq, a predicted model, not a curated record